UUAAACUUUGUUUUUUAGCUUUUAUAACUAUUGUACAAUUACUUUUAAAGAGGUUAAAAAAAAGAAGAUGGUAAUUUUUUAUAUUCAGAGUAAAGACAAAGAGGUAACACAUCAGUAAUCAUGGAAUUGCCAAAAAUACGCAGGCGUUAUCUUAAUACUCAUCAAUUCUUCAUAGUGAUGAUUUUGUUAAUCAUCAUAUGGGGAAUGUAUUUGCUUUAUGAAACAAAUUCUUAUAAUUCAAAACUAUCAAAUAGCGAGUACCUUAAAGAUGAAAUUAUCAAAUUAUCAAAAGAGUAUAUCAAUGUUCUGGCAAAAGAAAAAGGACAUGUAUCUGUUGGGUCAUCUAAUACACAACAGACUGCCAUAUUAUUACAGAAUAUGCUUGAUCGAAUAGAAACUCUUGAAGGUGAUUUAAAAAGAGUUAUUAUAAACAGCACUUUGACUUUUCGUUCAAUGUUUGAAACACUUUCCAAACUCAAUAAAUCAAUUUUUGAGUUUAACAAAACAACAUUAUUUCAACAUUAUGAAUGUUUUGUACCGGUUGAUCCAAAUUUUCCUAAUUGUGAUGCUAAGGUUCAGUGGUUGUCACUAAAUUGGAACACUUCUAAAUACAUUGAGGCAGGGGUUAAUGGCUCUUUAUGUUCAUUUUUACAGUAUCUCUCUUAUGUUGAACAUGAAUGUCCAAAAGGUUUUAGGCAAGUUAUUGAAAACAAGAAAACAAACACAAAGAACUUGAAGUGUGAAGUUAAGCCUCACAAAGACUUUCCAGAUUGUGAUGCCAAAAUUAAGUGGAUGCAAAAUUCUUGGAAAACUGAUCCAUUAUAUGCACAUCAUGGUGUUGAUGGAUCAUAUUGUUCUAUAAUCAUAUACUUAAGUGAAGUGGAAGGUUGGUGUCCAAUGCUUGAUGGACGAGAACUUGAAACAAGUACCUGUCCAAUACCAGAUGAUCCUGAAUAUCCAGAUUGUAAAAAAAAGAUUGAGUGGAUGAAAAAAUAUUGGACCUCUGAUAUUUGUUAUAGUCAACUUGGAGUAAAUGGAUCUCAAUGUUCCUUUCUUGCAUAUAUUAGUGAGUAUGAACACUUUUGUCCUCUGAUGCCUGGAAGAUCCCAUGCAAAACUUUAUACAGAUUUAGGUUUUUCAACUAUAAAACCAAAUUUGACGCAAUUAAAUUUUAAUGGUUUGAAGAAAAUACUUGAAAAUACUGAAGAGCCUUUAAAAAUUUCAUGGGUUGUGGCUAGAAUAUCAAGAAUGUGGAAAUCUUGGGUUAAUGCUUUCAAUAAUCUAAAAAGUCGUAUGAAAAUUGACAGUUAUUCAAAAAAAAAGAUUUUCAUUUAUAUUGGACUUUUAGCUGAUGAGAAAAUAUAUCAUUUUGCUGACACAGCUAAAAAAGGUGGUCCUCUUGGUGAACUAGUUCAAUGGUCUGACUUAAUUGCUUCACUUUAUUUACUUGGACAUGAGUUGGUUAUAUCUGUGUCAACAGAAAAAAAGUUUAAAAUGGCUUUAGGGAAUGUAUUAAAAAGCUCUUCAGUUACUGGAUCUUGUCCUUCUUUCGAAAAACCAGAAUUUGAUAUUGUUUACACAGACUAUUUGGGAAUGACUCAUAUUGUGAAAGAGUAUAAAAACUUCAAUUCAAUAAGAUGUCAUCUUCGCAUUGUUGAUUCAUUUGGUACAGAGGCUGAUUUUAAUGUGAAAGUUGGUAACAAAGUAAAUGAAUAUGGCAAUCUUGCUCUCAACUUAAAACAAUAUUACACUAUGUUUCCUCAUUCCCCUGAUAAUUCUUUCCUUGGUUUUAUUGUGGAAAGUCAUGUAAGUCCUGAUGAAGAUUUAAUAAAGAACAAGCGCAUUGCACUUGUAUAUGGAAAGGAUGUUAAAAUGUGGAAUGAUCCUCGAAAAAUCAAAUUCUUAGACCUAGUUCAAAAAUAUUUUGAAGUACAUGCAACAUUUGGCAACCCUGAUUUAAAAAAAACUGAACCUGAAACUUAUAUACCUUCAUAUGUUGUUAAUCAUGGAGUUUUAGAAAGUGAAAAGUUGCACAACCUGCUGAAACAGACUACAGUUUUCAUUGGACUCGGAUUUCCGUAUGAAGGACCAGCUCCUUUGGAGGCGAUUGCAGAUGGUUGCUUUUUUAUAAAUCCCAAGUUUUUGCCUCCAAUAGGUAAAGAAAAUCAUGACUUCUUUAAAACAAAACCCACCAAUCGCAGAUUGACUUCCCAACACCCUUAUGCAGAACAUUUUAUUGGUGAACCGUAUGUAUUUACUUUCGAUAUUAAUAAUCCAGUUGAAGCAAUAAAAGUGUUAGAAGAUAUCAAUGAAAAAGAGUCGCAGCCCUAUUUACCGUUUGAGUUUUCUUAUGAAGGCAUGUUAGAACGUUUGUUUGUAUUUACAAAAUAUCAUGAUUUUUGUAAGCCAAACCAAACAUGGCCACCAUUGUCUGCGCGUCAGGUAUUAAUUGGGGACCCGGGAGAGUCUUGUGUUGAUGUCUGCAAAAAAAAAGAUUUGCUGUGCGAACCUGGUUUUUUCGAAAGUAUAAACGUUGAUAGCUCGUUUUUCAAAUGUCCCAAACCUGUAAAAAAGGCGUCACUGAUAGCCCCAGCAAUAUUAAACGACCAAUGUUUAAUUCAGUCCGAUCGUCUUUUAUUUAGCUGCAUCAGCAGUACAGAUUCUGCGAAACGUAUUUGUCCGUGUAGAAAUUUUGUAAAGGGUCAAACAGCAUUUCCAAUUAAUUCAUUAUUAGAUGAUAUUAUCUAAAGAUGCAGUAUAAUGCAAUUUCGUUGUUACAUAAAGGUUGUAAAUCUUUUUAAAUUAUUUAUUACGCAACGCGCGUUUUACAUUUUUCACAUUAUAGAGUUUUAUUAUUAUUCUCUUGUUUUGUUUUAAAAAAAAUUUAUUUUUAUGUUUUAAUUUUUGUAUUAAUGACUGUUGUUGCAUUUUUUGCAUCAUCGAUUUUACUAGGUAUAAUUUAAUUUCUUUAAUACUUGAUAAAUCGACUGUUUUUUCCACUAAGUUUUCUAUGGUUUUGUUGGUUGAUUUUUAUAAAUCUCUACACAUUUGUUGAUGUAAUGUAAAUAUUGUAUAUGUUUUUAUAUGGUUUAAUUUUACAUGGAGUUAAUUUAUAUUUAUUUUAGGUAAACAAUUUAUGGAUUGUUUUUUAAUAGUUAGAUUUGCCUUCUUUUUUAUUUCCUUUGCGUUUUUGAUUUUAUUCGCGUUGCUUUCAUUUGAUUAUUCACUUUCUUUUCGUAUGAAAAUUCAGUUUUUCUAAAUAUUUAUUUUUUAUGUUUGCAUUUUUUUUUUUUUUUUUUUUUUGUCACAUUUUCAGAAUUCUUAACUUAUAUUUAAUUUGACAACUGUUAAACAUGUGUUAAAUUCAUCUUUCUUUAAGUUUUAUUUUUCUUCAAGAUCAAUUUUUCAUGUCUUUCUUGGAUUCAAGUUUUAAAAAAGUUAUUUUUUAAAUAUUUUAGUUGUAUACGAAAAAAAAAUCU
This is a messenger RNA of Hydra vulgaris (swiftwater hydra), 3479 nucleotides long. RefSeq names its product alpha-1,6-mannosylglycoprotein 6-beta-N-acetylglucosaminyltransferase A. Gene Ontology annotation, cellular component: Golgi apparatus. Gene Ontology annotation, biological process: protein N-linked glycosylation. Lineage: Eukaryota; Metazoa; Cnidaria; Hydrozoa; Anthoathecata; Hydridae. Gene Ontology annotation, molecular function: alpha-1,6-mannosylglycoprotein 6-beta-N-acetylglucosaminyltransferase activity. The record is from RefSeq and is a predicted model, not a curated record.